AACCAGAAGGUUGCGAUGGCAGACACGAAAUGGGUUAUUCAAGUUAAUAAAGAGCUCAGUAAGAUGGAAGAUCUUACAACGGAGAAGGAACACUGGAGCAAGGGGUCAAUCUACAAAUUACCAGUUUCCAUCACAGACAUAAACAAGAAGGCCUACCAGCCCCAGGUAGCCACCUUCGGUCCUUACCAUUUCGAUCAUUUAAAUACAACGGAGGUGCACAAGCACCGUGCGCUUCUUCAUUUCCUGAAGAGAUGUGGGAAACCUCUUGAAUUGUUUGUCAAUGCACUGACUGAAGUGGUGCAAGAUUUGAAGGACUCGUAUGAUCAGCUUGAUCCUGGGUGGAAAGAUGAUACAGCAAGAUUCUUGCAACUAAUGAUUCUGGAUGGCUGUUUCAUGCUGGAGGUCGUGCGUAUUGCUUCAAAUAUAUUGGAUGAUUAUGCUCUUAAUGAUCCCGUCUUCAGCAAUCAUGGGAAGCUCCAUAUCAUACCAUAUAUCAAACGCGACAUGUUAAUGAUUGAGAACCAGUUGCCGAUGCUGGUUCUCAGCAAGCUGGUGGAAGUGGAGAGCAAUAAGGAUGAAUUGUCUGUGACCAGGCUCUUGCUCAAGUUCUACUCCUCUGGCACAUCAGCCUCCAACAUGGGAAAAUGUUUGCACGUAUUGGAUGUGUAUAGGAAAAGCCUGCUUCAGUCAGAGCCCCAGUGCAAAACAGGUCACUGCCCACCAGAGCCCCUGAAUCGUCACGAUGUGAUUAUCUGGUCUGCAACAGAGCUUAAUGAAGCCGGAAUCAGAUUCAAGAAAAGCAAAACUGGUAGCCUGAAAGACAUCUCAUUCUCUGGGGGAAUCCUCAGGCUCCCAGUCAUUCUUGUGGAUGAUACCACCGAGUCGAUGUUCUUGAAUCUGAUAGCAUUUGAGCGCUUCCAUGUUGGGGCAGGCAAUGAGGUGACAUCCUAUACUUUCUUCAUGGACAACAUCAUAGACAAUGCUAGAGAUGUUGCCCUCUUACACUCCAAAGGUAUCGUCCAAAAUGCUCUAGGAAGUGACAAAGCGGUUGCUAAUCUGUUCAACUCCCUCUCCAAGGACAUAACACUGGACCCAGAAAGCAGCCUCGAUGCGGUACAUAAGAAGGUCUAUCAUUACUGCCGGAAGCCGUGGAACGAGUGGCGUGCCAAUCUUAUUCAUACUUACUUCAGAAAUCCCUGGGCUUUUAUAUCUCUAAUUGCCGGCGUCUUCCUUUUUGUGCUCACCAUAGCUCAGACUGGAUAUUCCAUAAUUCCCUACUACUAUCCAAAUGAUUCUCCUCCCACCUGUACAUGUUUACCUGUGGCUCCUCCCCAUGCGGCUUCUUCAAACCAUGCAUACUCCACCUCACCAUCAAAAUUUAUACUUUCUGUUCUUAUUUCCGUUGGAUGGAUGCUUACAAAAUGAGGAUUUCAUAAUUUUCUUUCCAGCGAUCAUCUGUUGGGUUUGGAGGUUGUUUUCAUCCACAGUUUCUUUUCCUUACUGAUCUUGCCUAUUGGUUAAUUGAAUUCUUUGUUUGAUGUCCAGCAAUCUUGACCUUCUGAUAGAUCAAAUUGCUCUU
Prunus mume (Japanese apricot) is the source of this 1579-nucleotide messenger RNA. The record is from RefSeq and is a predicted model, not a curated record. NCBI's taxonomy places the organism in Eukaryota, Viridiplantae, Streptophyta, Magnoliopsida, Rosales, Rosaceae.